Messenger RNA from Pungitius pungitius (ninespine stickleback), 2011 nucleotides. Its product is annotated as ADP-ribosylation factor-like protein 8A. Gene Ontology annotation, cellular component: lysosomal membrane. Gene Ontology annotation, molecular function: GTP binding; GTPase activity. Gene Ontology annotation, biological process: protein transport; anterograde axonal transport. The transcript has 7 exons. Lineage: Eukaryota; Metazoa; Chordata; Actinopteri; Perciformes; Gasterosteidae. The coding region runs from base 314 to 877 and encodes 187 amino acids. The record is from RefSeq and is a predicted model, not a curated record.
CUGUAGCCGGAUGUGUGGGCCGGUCUGAAAUCUAGCUGGACGGAGCUGGUAGGAAAAGGCGUAGCUAGUAAACAUCACCACGGACAUUAGAGCCCGAAAACACCGACUCAUUCGACAUCCACCUCGGUUCAUCACGAGUCCGCCGGUGUCCUCUGCGAAGCUGUAACCGCCCGCGGUCGUCACCGUGACUGUCAGUGUCCCCGAAAAACACCCGACUGUCGGGGCGUUAGCAAGCUAGCUUAGCCACCUAGCCGUAGCAGGAGAUUCAAGCUAGCGUUAGCUUCGGAACGUACACAAAAAAGAAAAAGAAAAGAUGAUAGCGCUAAUCAACAAACUGCUGGACUGGUUCAAGGCGCUUUUCUGGAAAGAGGAGAUGGAACUGACCUUGGUGGGGCUGCAGUACUCGGGGAAGACCACCUUCGUCAACGUGAUAGCGUCUGGCCAGUUCAGUGAAGACAUGAUUCCUACAGUUGGAUUCAACAUGAGGAAGAUCACAAAGGGCAACGUCACCAUCAAGUUGUGGGACAUCGGGGGUCAGCCUCGGUUCCGGAGCAUGUGGGAGCGCUACUGUCGAGGAGUCAGCGCUAUCGUCUACAUGGUGGACGCAGCCGACCCAGAGAAGAUCGAAGCCUCCAAGAACGAACUCCACAACCUGCUGGACAAACCGCAGCUGCAGGGCAUCCCGGUUCUGGUUCUGGGGAACAAGAGGGACCUACCAGGAGCUCUGGAUGAGAAGGAGCUCAUAGAGAGGAUGAACCUGUCGGCCAUCCAGGACCGAGAGAUCUGCUGUUACUCCAUCUCCUGCAAGGAGAAAGACAAUAUCGACAUCACCCUCCAGUGGUUGAUCCAACACUCCCGGACUAAGAGGAGUUCCUGAGAACAGACGCCCCUCCACCUGACCCCCAACAGAACAGGCCACAACCACCUGUCUUACACACACUUGCUCUUUGGUCAGACCCCUCCCAUCUACCCUUCCUCCUCCCCCUGUGACUCCGCCCCCUCCAGAUGCGUUGAUUCCCCGUUUCAGAGCCAAUAGACUCAAAGCCUCUCGAUCCAUUUCCUGUUUCGAUCCCGUGGCGCGACGCAUUUCUUAGUUCUUCUCUCUGUUCUCUUUUCCUCUGAUUUCUUGCAGAGGCGGUUCUGAACACAUGCUGAUAAUACCAGAUUUAUAUUGAUUAUAUUGAUUUUUAGAGGACGGCGUUGCUCCUGUCAAAGUAACACAGGAGGAUCAGAAGCAUUAACCACAGAAGAAGACGGAGAUUCAGAGAUCUCGCUGAGAACCCACAGGACACACGGUGAAGUCAUUUCCUGCUGUGACAUCACAGGUCACACUACAAAACCCUUGGCUUCAUUUGCACAGCAGUCAAAGCUUUAUUUAGGAGUCUGACAGACGUCUCUGGAUAGAAGCUACGAGUUGAGCCUCUGACCCGAGCCAUCGGUGCAUCCCCCCCCGCCCCCCCCCCUCACGGAUCUGCCUUCAUGGUUCCCCUUCUACCUCCACAUGUUCAUCCAUCCGCACCCCCUUUGUUUGCUCCUCAUGUCAUCCCCACAAGCUCCUCCUCCUCUGUGUUCCCUCUGUCCUUUCCUACCCUCCUUUACUUUUGGAUGUUACCUCCUUCCUCUCUCCUUGCUGCCAAGCCCCGCCCCCGUCGCCUGGGAUAAGAAAAACUUUUUAUUGCACUGUUUGUUUUUUUUGUAAGAUAUUAAUAAGAAUAAUGUUAAUAAUCUUGUUAUUGUGACAUAACCUGGUGUGUCCAGAUUUAAUGGAAGUGGUACUCUUAACUUGAGAGGGAGAAAUGUUGUUUCUGUAAUAAGCUUUUUAUUCUUAUUUGUUUUAUAUUGUUAUUUUUGUAUUAUGUUUUUCUUUUUUUUACUCUCUGGAUGUGAACCAGAGGUCAGUGUUUCAUGCUCUGAGGCGCCUGCUGAUUGGACCUCGAGUGUCACGUGAUCACACACCAUGUAAUAAUUAACCGUUGGAUCCCCACAUAUUAAAUGUUUAUUUUAAAAUUCA